This is a messenger RNA of Strongylus vulgaris, 417 nucleotides long. NCBI's taxonomy places the organism in Eukaryota, Metazoa, Nematoda, Chromadorea, Rhabditida, Strongylidae. The record is from the annotation of a GenBank genome assembly.
AUGGGCAAAAAGCAACAUCAAAAGGACAAGUUAUAUCUCACUACGACAGAAUGGAAAGAGAUUGGUGGCCAUAAAGAUGAUACUGGUACUCGCCUACAACGAGCGCAAUUCAAACGACUGCCUCUCACUCACUGCGCUCUUUCCCUACUUCCUUUUGAAGAUCCUGUUUGUACGAGAUCUGGGGAGAUUUUCGAUUUGACCCAUAUCAUUCCUUACCUGAAAAAGAAUGGUGUCAAUCCAUGCACAGGAAAGAAAAUGAGCAGCAAAGACCUCAUUCCUCUGAAGUUUGACAAAGAUGAGCAAGGUAAUCUCCGCUGCCCUGUAACAUUUCGACAAUUUACCAAUCAUACCUAUGUGGUUGCAAUCGCUACCACUGGUAAUGUAUUCUCCUAUGAAGCCGUGCAGGUACCGAGUUAA